AUGGAGGAACUAGGUAUAGAACAGCCAGUGGUCUCUGCUCACGCUCUUCCAAGGUCCAAGCCAGAUUGGGCCCACAUGACCGACGAUAACUUGGAUGUGUACUUGAAGCUAAAGAAGUUGGAGAAAGAGUUGGACUUAUUGUUGUUACAGGAGGAUUACAUUAAGGACGAACAGCGCCACUUGAAGAGAGAGCUUGUACGUGCUCAAGAAGAAGUCAAGAGAAUCAGAUCGGUUCCUUUGGUUAUUGGCCAGUUCUUGGAGCCAAUCGAUGAAAACACAGGUAUCGUUUCCAGUACGACAGGAUCCAACUACGUUGUUAGGAUUCUUUCUACUUUGGAUAGAGAAUUAUUGAAACCAUCUUCUUCGGUGGCUUUACACCGUCACUCCAAUGCCCUUGUGGACAUUUUACCUCCUGAAGCCGACUCGUCGAUCUCCAUUGUUGGCGACAACCAGAAACCCGACGUUACCUAUGCUGAUGUCGGUGGUUUGGACAUGCAGAAACAAGAAAUCAGAGAAGCUGUGGAAUUGCCCUUGACCCAGGGUGAUUUAUACUCCCAGAUCGGUAUUGACCCUCCAAGAGGUGUGUUGCUUUAUGGUCCUCCAGGUACCGGUAAGACCAUGUUGGUCAAGGCCGUGGCCAACUCCACAACUGCAUCUUUCAUCAGAAUCAACGGUUCUGAGUUCGUUCAAAAGUAUCUCGGUGAAGGUCCAAGAAUGGUCAGAGACGUUUUCCGUCUAGCUAGAGAGAACUCUCCAGCAAUCAUUUUCAUUGAUGAGAUUGAUGCUAUCGCCACCAAGAGAUUCGAUGCUCAGACCGGUGCUGAUCGUGAAGUUCAAAGAAUUUUAUUGGAGUUGUUGAACCAGAUGGAUGGUUUCGACCAGACAUCCAACGUGAAGGUCAUUAUGGCCACCAACAGAGCUGAUACCUUGGAUCCCGCAUUGUUGAGACCAGGUAGAUUGGACAGAAAGAUUGAGUUCCCAUCCUUGAAGGACAGAAGAGAAAGACGUUUGAUUUUCUCUACCGUUGCAUCUAAAAUGGCAUUGGCCCCAGAGGUUGACUUGGAUUCGUUGAUUGUACGUAACGACCCAUUGUCUGGUGCCGUUAUUGCUGCCAUUAUGCAAGAAGCCGGUUUACGAGCUGUUAGAAAGAACAGAUACAUGAUUCUACAGAGCGACUUGGAGGAGGCUUACACUGCACAGGUGAAGACCGGAACUGAGCACGACAAGUUCGAAUUCUACAAGUAA
Candidozyma haemuli is the source of this 1245-nucleotide messenger RNA. It is a transcript of the gene PR26, whose product is annotated as proteasome regulatory particle base subunit. The record is from RefSeq and is a predicted model, not a curated record. Lineage: Eukaryota; Fungi; Ascomycota; Pichiomycetes; Serinales; Metschnikowiaceae. Gene Ontology annotation, cellular component: proteasome regulatory particle, base subcomplex. Bases 1 to 1245 code for a protein of 414 amino acids. Gene Ontology annotation, biological process: proteasome-mediated ubiquitin-dependent protein catabolic process. The transcript has a single exon. Gene Ontology annotation, molecular function: ATP binding; proteasome-activating activity; ATP hydrolysis activity.